CCUGUGUAUACUUCAAAACUUUUGCCGCCAAAUCAAUUGGCCACUAAUUUUUUGCAAAUACUAAAGUUUCUUUUUAUAGAAAAUUGUUGCAGAAAUUAUGGAGGAAGGUGGUGGAUCCAGACCAAAAGUGCUUCAAAACACAGGAAAGUUUACAACGGAUACGCGCGCAGAAGGCGAUGACUUCUUCAAUGAGGCUGGAUACCGGCAAUCGCGAGAAAACGACAAAAUCGAUUCCAAAUAUGGAUUUGACCGUAUUAAGGAUAGUAUUGAGCGCACUGGAUAUCUCAUAAAUAUGCACUCGACCGAGAUUUUAGAUGAAGAUCGCCGCUUAGUUGCUGCUUUGGAUUUGUUUUUCAUACAAAUGGAUGGCUCUCGUUUCAAGUGUACCGUUGCUUAUAAACCAUACCUACUGAUCCGCCCGGAGGAAAAACAAUCGCACGAAGUAGCACGUUUCUUGAGUCGCAAAUACUCCGGCCAAUUAGCUGGCGUAGAACAUGUCAAUAAAGAGGAUCUCGAUUUGCCCAACCACUUGAUAGGCAAGCAGCAACAUUUUUUGAAAUUAUCAUUUCUCAACCAGACGGCUAUGACCAAAGUUCGUCGAGAGUUAGCCGCGGCAGUACGACGCAAUGUAGAGCGGGAGAAAUCAAAUACCUUUUAUAUGCAAAUGCUUUCGUCAUCUUUGGCUGGUACAAACUUUGGGGGCGAUGGAGAAGUUAAGAAACAAAUGGAUUAUAUGGAUCUCAUCUUGGAUAUAAGAGAGCACGAUGUACCCUAUCAUGUACGUGUGUCUAUUGAUUUAAGUAUAUUUUGCGGCCAGUGGUAUAAUAUUCGUUGCCGUAGUGGUGGCUUAGAGUUACCCAUAAUAACCCCGCGUCCUGACUUGCUCGAGAGGCCAGAGCCGGUGGUUUUGGCUUUUGAUAUUGAAACCACCAAAUUGCCGCUUAAAUUUCCCGAUGCGCAAACGGAUCAAGUUAUGAUGAUUUCAUAUAUGAUUGAUGGCCAAGGAUAUCUUAUAACAAAUCGCGAAAUAAUUUCCACGGAUGUAGAUGAUUUUGAAUACACGCCCAAACCCGAAUUUGAGGGCCAUUUUAUUGUGUUUAAUGAAGAGGAUGAAAUGCAUUUGAUUCAAAAAUUUUUCGAUCAUAUAAUGGAGGUGCGACCACAUAUUGUGGUUACUUACAACGGCGACUUCUUCGAUUGGCCAUUUGUUGAAACACGUGCUGCUGUGUAUGAUUUGGAUAUGCAGCAAGAGAUUGGUUUUUCCAAAUUGAGAGAUGGGUUCUAUUUAAGCAGGCCGGCCAUACACAUGGAUUGCCUGUGCUGGGUAAAACGUGACUCCUAUCUACCGGUAGGUUCGCAGGGUCUCAAAGCGGUUGCCAAGGCCAAGUUGCGCUACGAUCCAGUUGAGCUGGAUCCAGAAGAUAUGUGUCGUAUGGCUGUAGAGCAGCCGCAAGUUCUAUCCAACUACUCGGUUUCCGAUGCCGUGGCUACUUACUACUUGUAUAUGAAAUAUGUACAUCCUUUCAUCUUUGCGCUGAAUACAAUUAUCCCUAUGGAACCAGAUGAAAUCCUUCGCAAAGGAUCUGGUACGCUAUGUGAGACCUUACUUAUGGUGCAAGCUUAUCGAGCGAACAUUGUCUAUCCAAACAAACAACAAAACGAGCUAAACAAACUUUCCAAUGAAGGACAUGUUUUAGAUUCUGAGACAUACGUUGGUGGUCAUGUAGAAGCAUUGGAAUCUGGCGUUUUCCGUGCCGAUAUACCAUGCCGCUUCCGUCUCGAUCCAAAUAUGGUCAAUCAACUGAAAGAUAAUGUGACCAAAGUGUUGGUACAUUCAAUUGAAGUGGAGGAAGGUGUACCGAUUGAACAAGUUACGAACUUAGAUGAGAUAAACAAAGAAAUAACACAGGCAUUGCAAGGCCUCCACGAUAUUCCUAAUCGUUUGGAGCAACCUGUCAUCUACCAUUUAGAUGUUGGCGCUAUGUAUCCCAACAUUAUCUUGACCAACCGAUUGCAACCAUCUGCUAUGGUAAGCGAGACCGACUGUGCUGCUUGCGAUUUCAAUAAGCCAGGUGCUAAAUGUAAGCGCGUUAUGGACUGGUUGUGGCGCGGAGAAAUGUUACCUGCAACUAGAAAUGAAUUUCAACGUAUACAACAACAGUUGGAGACCGAAAAAUUUCCACCACUGUUCCCUGGUGGCCCGACACGUGCAUUUCAUGAACUAUCGCGGGAAGACCAAGCGGCCUAUGAGAAAAAACGUCUCAGCGACUAUUGUCGCAAGGCUUACAAAAAGACGAAGAUAACAAAAUUGGAAACGCGCACAUCAACCGUUUGUGAGAAGGAAAACAGCUUCUAUGUGGACACCGUACGCGCUUUUCGCGACCGUCGUUACGAGUACAAAGGUCUGACAAAGGUGGCGAAGGCAGCGGUUAAUGCGGCCCUUACAUCUGGCGACGCAACAGAAAUUAAAGCGGCGAAAGGCAGAGAGGUGCUUUAUGACUCCUUGCAGCUGGCCCAUAAAUGUAUUUUGAAUUCUUUCUAUGGUUAUGUUAUGCGUCGUGGAGCGCGUUGGCAUUCCAUGCCAAUGGCUGGCAUUGUAUGUUUAACUGGCUCGAAUAUAAUCACAAAGGCUCGGGAGAUAAUCGAGCGCGUUGGACGCCCUCUAGAGUUGGAUACAGAUGGUAUUUGGUGUAUAUUGCCAGGAUCGUUCCCACAGGAAUUUACGGUACAUACAACGCACGAGAAGAAAAAGAAAUUCAACAUCUCUUAUCCCAAUGCGGUAUUAAAUACGAUGGUGAAAGAGUACUUCACCAAUGACCAAUACCAUGAACUAGUUAAACCCGCUCAGGGUGGCAAACCGCCAGAGUAUGUGAUACGCGAAGAGAAUUCAAUCUUCUUCGAAGUCGAUGGCCCCUAUUUGGCGAUGGUGUUGCCUGCAGCUAAGGAAGAGGGCAAGAAAUUGAAGAAGCGAUAUGCUGUGUUUAAUUUUGAUGGUUCUCUUGCUGAACUAAAAGGGUUUGAAGUGAAACGUCGUGGUGAAUUGCAGUUAAUUAAGAAUUUUCAAAGUUCUGUUUUCGAGGCUUUCUUGGCGGGCAAUACUUUAGAGGAAUGCUAUGCGUCCGUGGCAAAAGUUGCUGACUAUUGGCUGGAUGUGCUUUAUAGCCGUGGCUCUAAUUUACCAGACUCGGAACUUUUUGAUUUGAUCGCUGAGAAUAAAUCUAUGUCCAAGAAGCUUGAGGACUAUGGCGAACAGAAGAGUACUUCUAUUUCAACAGCAAAGCGCUUAGCUGAAUUUCUGGGCGAUCAAAUAGUGAAAGACGCAGGUCUAGCCUGCAAGUACAUAAUUUCGAAGAAGCCCGAAGGUGCACCAGUUACGGAACGUGCCAUUCCACUAGCCAUUUUCCAAUCGGAACCCAAUGUGCGCCGAUACCAUUUGCGUCGUUGGCUCAAAGACAAUACAAUGGGUGAUGCUGAUAUACGUGAUGUACUUGACUGGAACUACUACAUUGAGCGUCUAGGUGGUACCAUACAGAAGAUCAUCACUAUUCCAGCAGCUCUUCAAGGCCUGCCAAAUCCAGUACCCCGCGUACAACAUCCAGAUUGGCUUCACAAAAAGAUACUCGAAAAGAACGAUGUGCUCAAGCAGCGGCGCAUUAACGAAAUGUUUAUGCCCAAAGCUAAAACUGCGCGUGAAAUACGUGCCACAAGUGAAGUACCUGAUAUGGAGGAUUUAGUGGCUAGUAACGGAGCUGAGGGUGCGCUAGGUGGACGGCCAGUUGUAACAAAACGAAAGCGCGUAAACUCUGGUGAAUCGGAUGAAAAGGAGGGUGAAAAAGAGAGCGCACCUGAGGCGACAACGUGGCGACAAGCGCUUGGUGCGCCACCUCCAAUUGGUACAACUCGCGCCAAAAUAAUCGAAUGGGUGCGUUUUCAGAAGAAAAAAUGGGCGUGGCAGCUGGAGCGACGCCAACGUGUGCGGCAAGCCAAUAAACGGCCGCGCAAUGAGCAAACUGUGGCACCACUAAUGCCAAGCGCAAGGGAUGGCGCCACAGCUACAGGCACAAUCGGUGGUUUCUUAAGACGCGCACAACGCGCGCUCAUCGACCAUGUGUGGCAUGUGCUCCAAAUCGUAUCAAAUGAUGAUAUGGGACAUUUCACUGUAUGGCUGAUGAUCGGCGAUGAGUUACAUCGCAUAAAAUUGACAGUACCGCGUAUAUUCUACGUGAAUCAGCGUAACGUUGCGCCGCCCGAAGAUGGUCAGUUGUGGAAGAAGGUGAAUCGUAUACUGCCACGCGCGCGACCCGUUUACAACCUAUAUCGGUAUAGCGUGCCUGAGCAGGUAUUCAAAGACAACUGCCUUGGAAUGCUGGCUGACCUGGCUACACCGGACAUCGAAGGGAUAUAUGAGACACAAAUGUCUUUAGAGUUCCGCGCUCUAAUGGACAUGGGUUGUAUGUGCUCGGUUCAGCGUCAGGAGGCGCAACGUUUAGUUGCGCUAGCUUCUAAGGACUUGGAGAGUUUCUCGAUAGAGCAAUUGGAGCAGCGCCUGCAAGGCCAUAUAUAUCUGAAAGGCGCUCAAGCCAAAUUACGCAAAAUAUUCCUAUACCAGCACAACACUCCCACAGCCAAAAAGGAAAUUUGGGGACUAUUUUUGUUGUCCAGCAGAAAGGCAUUGAUCUUUGCACUGGAUACAGUGCGCACCAAUCAAAUGCCAAAUAUGCGCACACUAUAUACGGCCGAACGCUUAGCACUUAUCAAGACUAUGAAACAUGUGGCCGAAGUUGAGCGUUUGCCGCCCGAGGAGUUUACAUUCGAGGUUCUCAUCGAAGUAGAUGUAAAGCAGAUUUACCGGCAUAUACAGCGCGCGCUCACAGCUUAUAAGGAGGAGAAACGCGGCCCUUCAAUGUUGUAUGUUCAAACGGCGACGGAAGCGCGCAAAUUGAAUUCGGCUAUGCCUAUUUUAUUAGACUUUCCUCAGGCCCGUAUCCACAUUACCGACGAUGCUUCGCUUUUGUCUGGUCUGGAUUGGCAACGCCAAGGUUCGCGUGCGCUAGUUCGGCAUUUUUUGCAUCUCAACAAUGUGGUGGAGAUGAUGUUGGAUCAGUGUCGUUACUUCCAGGUCCCCAUCGGCAACAUGCCCCCUGACACGGUACUCUUUGGUGCUGACUUAUUCUUUGCUCGCAUUCUUCAGCGUAAUAACUUCGUGCUCUGGUGGUCCACCACUACACGUCCAGAUUUGGGUGGUCGUGAAGCCGAUGACAGUCGACUGUUGGCCGAGUUCGAGGAUAGCAUUACUGUUGUACAGAAUCGGCCUGGAUUCUAUAAUGAUGUGUGUGUUGAGCUAGCGCUGGACAGCUUAGCUGUAAGCGCAUUGCUCCAAUCGAACCGCAUACAGGAAUUGGAGGGUGCCAGCUCGGCAGUAACUUUUGACGUCAUACCACAGGCUUCUUUGGAAGAGAUGAUUGGUACAGUGCCAGCCGCGACGCUGCCAAGUUACGAUGAAACGGCGCUCUGCUCGGCUGCUUUUAGGGUACUGCGGCAUAUGGUUAAUGGUUGGUUGCGCGAAGUGGCGCUGCAUCAGAACAUUUUCGCUGAUUUCCAAUUAAUACACUUCUAUCGCUGGGUGCGUUCAUCAAAUGCGCUAUUAUACGAUCCGGCUCUACGGCGUACAUUGAAUAAUUUAAUGCGCAAAAUGUUCUUGCGAAUUAUAGCUGAAUUUAAGCGACUGGGUGCCACAAUCAUUUAUGCCGACUUCAAUCGCAUCAUACUCAGUUCAGGCAAGAAGACCGUGUCGGAUGCUUUGGGUUAUGUUGAGUACGUGGUGCAGAGUUUGCGCAAUAAGGAACUCUUCCAUUCUAUACAGCUUUCCUAUGAGCAAUGUUGGAAUUUUGUACUUUGGCUGGAUCAAGCUAACUAUGCCGGUAUACGCGGCCAAUUACCACCAGGCGUAACUAGUGACACUGUCUUGUGUAGUGUAGAUGAUGAUGACGAAGAGGGCAAAAAGUCAAAUAAAACCUCGGAAAAGAAAAGUGGUGAGAAUGAUGAAGAUCAAGAUGAAGAUGACAUCGAGGAAAUUGAGCGACCGGAAGAAACUGAUGAAAACGGUUCCGCCAAUGGGGAAAGUGAGCAGCAACUCUCUCUGGAACUUAAUUGGACUAUCGGCGAACAUUUGCCCGAAGAGAAUGCAUGUCGCGAUAAAUUUGAGACGCUACUUACAUUAUUCAUGCAAUCGCUGGCAGAGGGCAAGAACACUCGGCAAGCUAUAAAGGACAUAUCUCACCCGGCAUUUGAUUUCGUGUCCAAACUGCAUAAAAAUUAUGGUAAGGGAAGGCCAAGUCCUGGUUUGGAUUUAACACGAACGCUGGUGAAGGCGUUGAGUGUUGAUAAAGGACUGGCCGAAGAGGUUAACGGCUUGCGAAGAAACAUGUUGCGACUUGUAGGCAUGGGCGAAUUCUCCGAUCUCGCUGAGUGGAAAGACCCUAGUGACACCUACACCAUCGCAGAGGUGAUUUGCAAAGCAUGCAAUCACUGUCGCGAUCUGGAUUUGUGCAAAGACAAACAUCGCGCAAUGAAGGAUGGCAUACCAGUUUGGUUGUGUGCCCAGUGCUUUGUUGCCUAUGAGAAUGAGGAAAUCGAAAUGCGAAUUAUCGAUGUGGUACAACGUAAAGCUAUGUCCUACGUAUUACAAGAUCUGCGAUGCAUACGUUGUAACGAAAUCAAACGUGAAAACCUCGCCGAGUUUUGCACCUGUGCUGGAGAGUUUGCUCCGCUUAUAAGUGGCCAAGAAAUCAAUAGGCUGUUGCGCACUUUUCGGCGCGUAGCGGAAUUUCACAAAAUGCAGUUGCUGCAGGAGACUGUGGAGCAGAUUAUUCCAACGAAAUAAUAUGUACUGUACUAGUUCUGCUAUAAGUAUGGGUGACUUUUUAAAGAUAUUAAAUUAUAGUUAUA
This is a messenger RNA of Rhagoletis zephyria (snowberry fruit fly), 6948 nucleotides long. It is a transcript of the gene PolE1, whose product is annotated as DNA polymerase epsilon catalytic subunit 1. Gene Ontology annotation, cellular component: nucleus; epsilon DNA polymerase complex. NCBI's taxonomy places the organism in Eukaryota, Metazoa, Arthropoda, Insecta, Diptera, Tephritidae. Gene Ontology annotation, biological process: DNA replication; nucleotide-excision repair, DNA gap filling; base-excision repair, gap-filling. Gene Ontology annotation, molecular function: DNA-directed DNA polymerase activity; DNA binding; single-stranded DNA 3'-5' DNA exonuclease activity. The record is from RefSeq and is a predicted model, not a curated record.